AUGCCCUCCCUCUCGCGUAUCCUGUUCCUUCAACCACUCACCCUCGUCUCCGCCGGUGGCGUUUGCGGUAACAACAACUUUGCCCGCCGCGCCGAGUGCUUCAAGUGCGGUACGGCCCGUCCCGCCGACGCGGGCGCCGGCGGUGGCGGCGGCGGCGGCGGCGGCCGGGAGGAUCGGUAUUGCGGCGGAAGAGACGACAGGGGGGGUGAUCGCUACGGGGGUGGGAGAAGCGACGACAGGGGGGGAGAUCGUUACGGUGGGGGGAGAGGGGACGAUAGGGGCAGGGGCGACGACAGGGGGAGGGGGGAUGACCGCGGGAGAGAUGACAGGGGAAGGUCGGACGAUAGGCGCGGGGGGGAUGACAGGCGCGGCGGGGACUACGGGUCUCGCGGAGGAGACCGCGACGGGGGGCGUGGGGAUGGGGGCCGGGGGGGCGGAGAUUAUGGCGGGCGCGGUGGGGGAGACUAUGCGCGGGACGACAGAGGCGGUGGCGGAGGGGGAGGGGGUUCCGCGGGCGGGGGAUACGGCGGAGGAGGGGGAUAUGGGGAGGACGGCGGGGCGGACAGUGGGGUCGGGGGGGGAGCGCCGGGGGUGAAGCAGUGCGACGAGAAUUGCCCCCCGGAUUGCGACAAUGCGCGGAUUUAUAUUUCCGGUCUGCCCAAGGACGUCACUGUUGACGAGCUGUGCAACCUGUUCGGCGGCAUUGGGAUGAUCGCGCGCAUCAAGCAGAAGCGCGGGUACAAGGACCAGUGGCCGUUCAACGUGAAGCUCUACACGGACGAGAGGGGGCAGAACAAGGGCGACGGCGUGCUCACCUAUGAGGACCCACAGGCCGCCCACAGCGCUGGUGGCUUCUUCAACGGCGUGAAGCUCUACACGGACGAGAGGGGACAGAACAAGGGCGACGGCGUCCUGACCUACGAGGACCCCAGGCCGCCCACAGCGCCGGUGGUUUCCUCAACGGUCACACCCUGCGAGGCAGCACCAUCAAAGUGGGAAUGGCCGAAAAGUCAGCUCCGCGGCCGGGAGGAGGAGGCGGACGAGGAGGGUGAGUGGUGCAGUGGGGUUUGGGGGGGUAUUUGGGGAGGAGAGGAGGACGAGUGGGGGCGAUUGACGUCCUCCCUCGUUCCUCUCUCCUCCCUCUCCCCUCUGUCCUUCCUCACUCCUCUCUCCUCCCUCACUCCUCUCUCCUCCCUCUCUCCUCUCUCCUCCCUCUCUCCUCUCUCCUCCCUCACUCCUUUCCCUCACUCCUUUCCCUCACUCCUUUCCCCCACUCCUUACCCUCACUCCUUUCGCUCACUCCUUCCCUCACUUCCUUCCCUCACUCCUUUCCCUCACUCCUUCCCUCACUCCUUUCCCUCACUCCUUCCCUCACUCCUUUCCUCACUCCUUGCACGUUCCAUUCUCCGCUCCGCAACUCACUCACCCCUCCCCAUGUGUCCUCUGCUGUUUGGAGGCUUCAGGGGAGGGCGAGGGGGGUUCGGGGGAGGGGGAGGCUUCAGAGGGGGAGGGGGGCCGGACCGCAGGGACUUUGACAGGGGGAGGCCGCGCCCCUACUGA
Closterium sp. Naga37s-1 is the source of this 1560-nucleotide messenger RNA. The record is from the annotation of a GenBank genome assembly. Lineage: Eukaryota; Viridiplantae; Streptophyta; Zygnematophyceae; Desmidiales; Closteriaceae.